AUGAACAAACUUCUGCAAUUUUCUGGCGUCACGGAGAAGUCGUUCUGGGCCAUCCUUCGCAGAUCAUUAGGGUGGGAGGCGAAGGCUCGCUUUUUCGACGCGGAGUUCCUGAGGGACCAUUACCCUGACCACGAGCUCGACGGCGUGUUUGCCAGGAAGCCGCACUUGAAAAAGUUGCUCGUCAGCUCGCCUGCCGUUGGCGUGGUACUGAAAAUCCAAGACGGUUUUGAGCGCGAGAACAACUGGGAGUGUUGCGGGCAGAUCAUCGAGGAGUACGCCGCCCUUGGCGGCGACGGCGGCCUGACCGAAGCCACGAUGAGAGAGGCUUGCGGUCUGAAGCCGCGCCCCCAAGGCGAGAGCGACAAAUUGCUCGGCUUGCGCUCCGUGAUGGGCCAGGGCGUAGAGGCGCCAGCAAAGGCGAAGGAGUUGGAGAAGGCCGUCGAGGAGCUACUGCCCGCAAUCAUCGAAGAGUGCACCCUGAAGAGAAAGGACAGCUUGAACUUCACCGCCUUCAAGAAGAUCAAGCUACCAGCGGUGCCAGGGCUCGAAGGUCAUAGCAGGGAGGGCUUGUGGAACCUCUUGCGCAAGUCCGGCGUUGUGUUCGCGGUAAAGGCGUGGCCUUCUGGCGAGGGCGUGACGCCGCGUCUUCCGAUCUCAAAACCGUUUGCAGAUGUCUGCGACAGGGCCCCAUCGGGAUCGGAGAUGUCGUUCCCCGAGCGCUACGACAUGGCCACGUUUCGCGAGUACGUCGACGGAGCAGAGCACAGGAAGCACAACGUCGGCAUUUUGCGCGAGCACCUCCAUCUCUCGCUCCCGCGGCACCACGGAGCCAUGAGCAAGAGCGCCAAACAGGAGAAAGAUGAGGCGCUGAAGAGAACGCGGCGUCUCGAUGCGCAUGAACAAACGUGCGGCGCCAUUCUCAACAGAUUCCAGGACCUCGAGGAGGGCGGCGUCGCGCGGCGCAGCGUGGCGUACCGCAACAUCCUCGCCGAUUUCCGGAGCCGCCGCGUGGCGACCGAAGUGGCGGCUCAGUCGUGCUCCAGGAGGGCUCCGCAGCAAUUGGUGCCCAGCGUCCCGGACUUCGACAUAUCGAAUUGCAUGUUGUCAUUGACGAAGCAGUUGCUGGAGAAGCUUGGCCUGAUCAGCUCGCUGCCCGCCCGCUUGAGAGAGUUGCUCGCGAAGUGCGCCGAUCAGCGAGACACGGUGUGCACGGUCGAUCUGGGGGUCACCAGGGAGCAGGGCAAGCGGCUGCUCUCGGAGCUGAUCAGUGGAUCCGCCGCGCCGGAGGAGCGCAAGGCAGACCCCGUUGUGCAGGAGGUGCAAGACUUGUCGAGGUACCUGCGUUGGUUGGCGUGCUCGUUGCUACCCGACGUGUACGACCAGAUGAGAAACGAUCAGUCGAAAUCGUAUCCUGAGGCGUCCACCUCAUUCUACAUGUGGUCGGCCGUCGAAGACUUGGUACUCUCGCGUUGGCUCGACUUCGUUUUGCGAGGCUCUCGGUCGCACGUUUCCUUGCACUACCACGGCAUUCGGAUCCGGAACCCAGCGGGCGACGUCGACGUGGAGGAGUUCUGCGCGCAGAGCUGUGCGCACAUUGCAGCGCAAACAGGGCUCAAGGUGCAUAUCCGGCAGAAGAUCCACAAGACUUUCUUCGCUCUGGUGCAGGGGAGCGGAAGUCGUCUUGAAGAUUGCAGUUCUGACGACGGCAACGACGAGGUUCUGCUGGCGGACGGCAACUGCAUUCUCCUGGCUUGUGCGCGUCUGAGCCCCGACCUGCGGGCCCCCGCAUCGGAGGCGGCGCGCAGUGGCGCCGGAGGUUCUCGCGGAGUCCCCUGUCGCGAGUACGCAGCCGUGCGCGAUUCGCUGGGGAUUUCCUUUGCUCCUUGCAUGGGGGCGCAUAUGUCGGAACCUGGUAAGUACAUCAUCCACGCGGAAGACAAUGGGAAGCCGCAUUGCGUUCCUUUUCAUGUUUCGUCUUUGAAUGAAGAUUGCACCUUCUGGAUGGGGCCCGCCAGAUACUCCAUCUCGCUGACAUCCUUGAGGGAGCGCAUCGCCUCUGCCACAGAUGAGAGCACUCUCGUUACUUUCGGUUUCGACAGGGACCACUCGGCGCCACACGAUGCGCCCCAGGGCUCAGAUAAGGAAGCCUCCGAAAAGUUGCUGGAGCUGCGGGCUGGGGCCGGUGGCGAACCAGUCUCGACUGACAGCGUCCCGCUUGGCGACUUCCUUGCCGCCGCGAAGAAGGAGGUGUCCGUUUACUUGGGCGGCCUGAGUGGAUGCAGCAGAAGAGGGUAUGGCAAGAGUAUGUUCAUGCACGCGUGCAAGCUGUGCCCGAAACGAUACUUCGCCUGGAAGAACAGGCUGGUCGAGCACGUGAGAAAGCACCACCAGAAGCGGACGUCUUUCGCCCCAUACAAGUGCAACAAAAUGUUCCGCAUUGCGAAGGCCAUCUAUGACAGUGACCAGAUGCGCGGCGUUUCUGGCGAUAAAUACUUGCAGAGGGCAGCGGCUCUGGUGCGCAGGCAGGCGAGCAAGGGGCUGUCCAAGAGGGCCCACGCGCACCUGGACGAGCACAUGGUGCUCGUGUUGGAAGAAGGCGGGCCGAGGUACUACCCGCAAUCGGAGCAUUGCCGGACGUUCGUUCGCCGCGUCGGCGACUGCUACUCGACGCGGGAGUUAUACAAUCAGCUUUAUAGAGAUGCAUUGUUGUCCGAUGGCCGCGUCGAGCGCGUCAUGAAUGCUGCUUUCCAGCGGUCAGAGCUGGAAGGGAAUGCGAUUACUUCGCUGAUGACAAGUCAACAGACUACGUGGCAUAAUAUGAUGGCCGAUGUGUUCCGAGCUCCACAGGCGCGAGAGCACCUCACUGGCCUGCUGGAGGAGUGCGAGGAUAACGGCGAGUUCAAGUGGGUGUCCAUCGACGGCACGUCUAAGCUGGCAUUUACUCUGGUUGGGCAAGCUUCCUACAGGGCGCCGCGGUGGGUUCGAGAAGAUCAGGCCAUUCCCAUUGUUGAUCAACUUCAUACAGCUUUGACGAUGCGGGGCCGGGCGGGCGCCGUGCUGUUGGCGACGCCUAUUCAGACUGAGAAGACCGAAAACGCAUGCAGUGCUCUUUCAGUGGCAUUCUCGGCAUCGCAGCUGGCACAAGUCCAGUACCUUGUCACGGACGAUCCGUCGGCGAAGCUGCUCGAUGGGCUUCGAGAUGUCUGUGGCAACCUCAAGGCAAUCGCCCUGGACUGUUGCCAUCUGGCCAUGGUCUACGAGCAGGCCAACUGGGAAAAGAGGAGUCAAGGGAGCAUUGACAUUCGCAAAAUCGCUGCGAAGCUGGAGGCCAAGUACGGCGCUGGACCUCGCGGGGAAUUCUUCGACGGCACGAACGCCGCCGCGUCCGCGCGGGGCGAGAAGAUUGCCCGCGGUGACAUCGGGCGCAAAAGACUCACUGUCGGGAAAGCAAAGCGGAUCCUGGACGACAUCGACGUGAGCAAACCCUUCCAGACUCGCACCGAGGUCGUGCGAUGCAUAGAGGCCGUUGCCCGCGUGCGCCACAGGGAGAUGAAGAAGACGCUGCCUUCAGGCAAGACGAGGUUGCAGAUGCUCAGGUGCGCAGCUCAACCAGAGAGGCUGGAGUGGAUGCUGAAUGCGGCUCGGAUUCGUUCCAGGAUGACGCGGGAAGAGCGCGUCCUAUUGCCCGCAGGCACCACAUCGAACGAGUCUUUCCACAUGGAGCUCAAGCGGAGCUUUUUCGGCCAGAGCAUGCACCCAUGCAUGCUUGCCCUAAAGCUCGCCGUCAUUCGCGCCGCCAAGCUGAUGACGCAUAAUUCGGCUCUGUACCGCCAGAUGCUGGCGCAGAUUCCGCAGAGCCGCCUGCUUCGUCGCUUGGCGGGGGCGACGGAGCUAUUCGGCCUGGCGAGCUGGGAGCGAUGGUGCGCCCUUCUCUGCGCCGACGGCGCCGUGCAGAAG
Messenger RNA from Prorocentrum cordatum, 3957 nucleotides. Lineage: Eukaryota; Dinophyceae; Prorocentrales; Prorocentraceae. The record is from the annotation of a GenBank genome assembly.